Messenger RNA from Aphanomyces invadans, 1403 nucleotides. RefSeq lists its product as hypothetical. The transcript has 3 exons. Lineage: Eukaryota; Oomycota; Saprolegniomycetes; Saprolegniales; Verrucalvaceae. The coding region runs from base 105 to 1220 and encodes 371 amino acids. The record is from RefSeq and is a predicted model, not a curated record.
GGAUGUUGCGCCGCACACACUGACAAGCAUAGCCACUUUGGCUGGCCCAACUCUCCCACGCCGGUCACCGCCGCUCAUGAGUUUGACGGUACCGCAACCUAUCCAUGACGCUCUCGACGACACUAGUCUCGAGCCAGUCAUUCCCGUGUCGCAGUUGCCACCCCUCGCGGCCCCUUCGGCCACACCCAGUGUUCCAUCGAUCGCAACGACAUCGCCCCAGAGCAGCGUGGAAGAUUUGCCGGCUGCAACGCCGACUCACGACGGAUGCCACGGUGGAGCGUGGGUGUUCUCGCCGCCAGCUCAACCGCCGUCUCGCAAACCAUCGGCGCGCAAGUCGUCCGUCAGUAGCUUCUUUUGCUUUGCCCAUACCCCGACCGAAGCCAGCCAACACGAAAAAGACCAGAACGAUCGGCGUCGUUUGCAGCGGUUGCACCAGAUCCCAGAGAACGACGCAUUUUCAUCGUCGCGACGACGGCGGAGGCGCAAGACACCGCUCAUUCUCCUCGGAUCGGUCCUGUUGUUUGGCGUGGUCGCCACGGUCCUCUUGGUGUCCAAAGGCGACAGCAGCAACGCAAGCUUGGGCGAUAUGGUCAACGCGACGGCCGCACCUCGUGGAAUGCCCGAUGCGAUCGACAACACACAAACACCCGCGAAUGCGUCGUUGCCAAACAACCCUGCCGAGACUCCCGUCGGCGUCGACGAAGAUGUUUAUGGUUGGGGCCGUGGCGAUGGCACCAACGUCCGAUGGUCCAAGUACCGGUUCUACUUUGUCAACAAGUGCUCGUUUCCACUCCAUCUCUAUCAAAAGUACCGCGACGAUUCGCGCAACUGGUCGUUUUGCCAAGUGCCAGUCGGGUCGUACGGGUGUCCAAACAACCGCGACGGUGCUUACUUGCACACUCCCCACGCCGGACACGACCAAGCCACUGUUUGAAAUCACGGUCCAGUCCGCGAUGGGCACGUUCUACGACAUCAGUAUCAUUCCGCCGGGGUGCACGGGGGACAUGCUGAGCUUGGCGAUGUGCAAAAACCAGACGGGGAAAGUCGGGUUCAACGUGGCGAUGGCGGUCACCCCGCUCCACUCGAUUUGCGUGCCCCUGACGUGCUAUGCCGACGCAUGCCCCGACGCGUACCAUUUCCCCAAAGACGACGGCAAGAAUCAUGGGUGUGUGUCCACCGAUGCCAUCUACCAAGUCACAUUUUGCCCGCCAGUCCGAUAAUGUGAUGCAGUCGUGUGUGUUGGGUGCGCUCAGAGGAGCGCCACGUCAUGCGUGCAUGAACGACUGCAACGAUGCGAGCCAAGCGCAAAGACGCGUGUCCUGCAUCACGAAAACGAUAGUGUAGUUGUUGUUGCUGCUGCUUGAGUCUGGCUAAAACGGAAACACGGUUCGAAGGUGGUGCCA